Molecule: messenger RNA, 1630 nt
Organism: Culex pipiens pallens (northern house mosquito)
Lineage: Eukaryota; Metazoa; Arthropoda; Insecta; Diptera; Culicidae
Product: 2-(3-amino-3-carboxypropyl)histidine synthase subunit 2-like
Exons: 2
Coding region: 160-1566 (468 amino acids)
Biological process (GO): protein histidyl modification to diphthamide
Molecular function (GO): 2-(3-amino-3-carboxypropyl)histidine synthase activity
Source: RefSeq, a predicted model, not a curated record
GAUGAUGUAAACAAAAAACAUGCGACUGGUGCGAGCUCGCUCGAAUUUCAUCACAAAGUUUUCUCCCAAAUUUUAUUGCGUUGGAUUUACUUGAUUGAGUUGUUGAGUUUUUUUUGGGUUUAAUUUAUGUGAAUUUAGUGCAGUGAUUGAACCUUCAUCAUGACCUCCGCGUUUAGCUCGAGUGAUGCGGCCGCCAUCGAGCGCCAGGUGGACCAGUUUGCGUCGGAGGAAAUUGGUUUGGAAUCGUUUUGGAAUUCCGACGAACGGGACCACCUGGUGCAAUGGAUUCGUACUAAUAACUUUACAAAAGUCGCCCUGCAAUUCCCGGACGUGCUCCUGCCCUUCAGCGCCAUCGUGGCCAACGAGCUUCAAUCCGCAUCCACCGCCGGAAUCUUCAUCCUGGGGGACACUUCGUACGGGUCUUGCUGCGUGGACGAGGUUGCCGCGUCGCAUGUCGGUGCCGACGCCGUGAUUCACUUUGGCCACGCCUGCUUCAGCCGGUCGGUUCGGCUUCCGACGCGGUACGUGUUCCUGCGCGGUCCGCUGGAUGUUGGGAGCGUGGUCCAGGGUGUGAAGGAGGUUCUGGGGGAGCUUGAGGGGAGCAGGCUGGGACUGUUUUACGACGUUGCUUACGAUUAUUGCGUUGGGGAGGUGGCGGAACGAUUGAAGGAAGCUGGUCGGAACGUUACCGUGGGGCAGUUGGCCAAGACCGGGGAGCAACCGGAUCUGCUGUGUUGGAAGCUACCGGGGGGUGCGUCCUUCGAUGACGCCGUCUGUCUCUUCAUCGGUCACGACAAUCAGAGCUUCUUCAACACCGCCAACGGAAUCCGGGCGGAACAAUGGUUCCGGUUCGAUCCGACCACGAGCCUGCUCCAGCAGGCCAACCCGCUCGAUUCGCGCUGGAUGCGCCGUCGCUUUUACUACAUCGAAAAGUGCAAGGACGCGACCUCGCUCGGCAUCGUCGUGGCCACCCUCACGGCCUCCGGCUAUCUGGACGUGGUCAACCGGAUCCAACGGCUGGCCAAGGCCCGCGGCAUCCGCAGCUACAUCAUCUCCGUCGGCAAGAUCAAUCCGGCCAAGUUGGCAAAUUUCGCCGAAAUCGACUGCUUCGUCCUCGUCGGUUGUCCGGAAAACGAUCUCUUCACCUCGCGGGACUUUUUCAAGCCGCUCGUGUCCGUGUUUGAGUGCGAACUGGCCUUCAAUCCGGCCUGGACCGGUCAAUUCCCCGACGGGUACAGCACCGACUUUGCGGACAUUCUGCCGGAGGGGCGCCUCCAUCGAACGUUUGACGAAGAAGCGGCAAAAAAUGCCCCCGCGGACGUAAGUUUGGUAACGGGAAAAAUCCGGAACGCGGCGACCCAGGACCAGGUGGGCAAUGGAGAAUCGUGUACGGAUGUGCAGCUACGUGGAAGGAACGAGGUGGCGCAGAUUAGUUCUGGGGACGUUUUUCAGGGCAGGGAAUGGCAAGGGUUGGAGCAGAAUCUGGGACGGGACGAGCCGGCGCGGAUUGAGGAGGGUCGCAGUGGGGUGCCGAUUCGGUAUGAGAAUGAUCCGAAGGAGGGGUGAGUACGUGACGGGGUUUGAGGUUUUGAAUAACAAUUUAACGAUGUUGGAAAAAAAUAUUUUAUUC